GUUGUACAAUUCAGAUUGAAUAGAAACUUUUCUGCAGUUUUCAUAGUCCACAUUUAAUAAACACACAAUUAUUAACAUAGCAUAAACAUAGGAUUUCUUCACUUCUAACCCAUAAAUUCAGUAACAGUUUUGGAGUUGUGCUUGCAAUACCAGCUUUCUUAGUAUGAAUGGAAAACAACGGCGGUAUACUCUGGAUACUGAACAAAACGAGGCUGAGCUUGUGAGUAUGGUUACAGAAAAUCCGUGGUCACUCUUGAAAACAUUCCUAGUGUGUCUGUUGGCCUGUCUAAUCUCCACAACACUUGUGGUUCUUGUAGUGUAUUUUGUCCACUUCGGCAGGCCCACCAGCAACACCACCAUCAUCAUUCAGCCAGAUGGGAAGUCCAGUCAAGUGACUUUCACCCCUGCUUCUACCCCAUCUGCUGCCUCCUCACCUCCACCUGCUGCUUCUACCCCAUCUGCUGCCUCCUCACCUCCACCUGGGUCUCAGAGCACCCCGCCUUCUACUCCCGUGACCAGCCAGAGCUCCUCUACCACCGCAGCCCCAUCUACCCUGGAGUCAACUAAAACCACAACAGUGGACCACGAAGUUAUCAUUGACUAUGACAAAUGACAUGUUUGCACAGUCACCCUGCUCAAGCCGGUCAAUGCCCUCACCCUGAAGAAGACACGCCCAAACGUCUCUCUUCCCUGUCCUGACAUUCUAAAGAAUUUGGCUUUGUGAGAUAUUGCCCAUUCUGCUCAGUUCUUUGCUUGUUCCCCGUAGGAUGAUGACUCAGUCUUGCGCACGGUAAUGUUCAAAUAAUUGGAACAGAAAAAAUUCAGUGGAGCCUGGGAGACUGAUCAAAGCUAAGGCACAAAGUAUUCUCUUCCUCUGUCCUGUCCAACCAACUUGUUCUCACUAAUGAGGACUUCUCUUGAUGCAGAGGCUGCCAGGCGGGCCCUGCUCUACUCAGCUCCCUCUGUGCUGGCCCUGAAGCCAGUGGUUACCAUGAGGCUACUAUGGAUUCUCUCUCAGUCUCAUGUACUUCACUGUUUUUAGUAUUUGCAUGCCGGUAGGGAAAGAAACAAAUGUUCAAUUUAAGCAAUUAAAUAGCAUGAUUUAUUCUCAUACUUUCUAGUCAUUAUAGAAUGUUUCCCUCUAUCAGAGAAUUCAGAAACAGGAAGCCAGUAUGGGUAGAAAUAUUCAAGGAAUAUUUCAGAGAAGGUUUACCUUGGGAGAAAGGUUGAAGGCUCAGUUUUAUAUAGAAAUCAUUAGAACGGAAAAGAAGAGUGCCAAGGUUUUUAAUAGAAUUGAAAGCAAAAGCUCUCUCAGAAAAUGGUCAAAUGGUAGCAAGUGACACAUUUAUAUGUAUCUGUACCUUCUCACGUAUAUUGUCAUAUUAUUUUCCAUAUUCUAUAUUUGGCUUAAUCUCUAAACUGCUACUUAGAAUUUUCUUUUUAUUUUAUUUUGUUAAUUUUUUUUACAGGCAGAGUUAGAGAGAGAGAGAGAGAGAGACAAAGGUCUUCCUUUUCCGUUGGUUCACCCCCCAGAUGGCCACUACAUCCAGCGCACUGCACCGAUCCAAAGCCAGGAGCCAGGUGCUUCCUCCUGGUCUCCCAUGCGGGUGCACGGCCCAAACACUUGGGCCAUCCUCCACUGCACUCCCGGGCCACAGCAGAGAGCUGGACUGGAAGAGGAGCAACCAGGACAGAAUCCGGCGCCCCAACCAGGACUAGAACCUGGGGUGCCAGCACCGCAGGCAGAUGAUUAGCCUAGUGAGCCACAGUGCCGGCCAGAAUUUUCUAACAUUUAAAUUAUUUUAGGCUUCAUACUGUAACGUUGGGACUACUUUGCUCAUAAUUUCUUGUGAAACACAAAACUUAUUCAAUGUUACUUACAUUCUUCUGACUGUGUAAUACUUAGUAGAAGCAUGCACUUUCCAAUGUGGAAAAGAGUUUAGAAAUAAAGAAACCUUCCUGUCCUCCCGUCCAUCUCUCAACUCUACAGAAGGGGAAGAUUGUUCCAGAGAAGUGGUGCCCCAAGCCAAAGGCCCAGCCUCCAUGAGUCCAUACUAGAAUCCACAUUUCCUGUUUAGACCUUCUGAUUCUCUUGUCUACCCCCUUAGAGGUCCAACACAGGUUCCAAACGCAUUGUUUUGUUAUUCAGGAUUUCCCAGAGCAAAAGAUGUUGUGUUCUAUAAGUACUAGAUUGGCUUGCUACGGUCAGUACCAGGCCACUUAACGUAGACCUUGAGGUCUCACUGAGUAAUUAGGCUUUGCAAAAGAAAGAUGAGCAGUGAGUUCAUUCUUUAAAUAGUUGUUAUUUGUGGGCAGCUAUUUUAUUUCUUAGACAUUGGUAAAUAGAAAAAUUUGAGUCUUAGAAGAAUAAUUCUCUAGGUCACUAUUAUAGCAGAAUUUAAGAAAGAUGAGAAGUAUUAUAUAAGUUUUAGAAAUCUCAUUAAGCUUUAGAUAAAAUUAGUAAAGCUCCAGAUGAGAAUUAAUAAAGCACAGUGGCAUAAGAGCAUGUGCAUUUUUCCUGAGCCAUUUUAAAACAAUUUAUUUUAUUG
Molecule: messenger RNA, 2549 nt
Organism: Oryctolagus cuniculus (rabbit)
Lineage: Eukaryota; Metazoa; Chordata; Mammalia; Lagomorpha; Leporidae
Source: RefSeq, a predicted model, not a curated record